This is a messenger RNA of Trematosphaeria pertusa, 744 nucleotides long. RefSeq lists its product as uncharacterized. The coding region runs from base 1 to 744 and encodes 247 amino acids. The transcript has 2 exons. Lineage: Eukaryota; Fungi; Ascomycota; Dothideomycetes; Pleosporales; Trematosphaeriaceae. Gene Ontology annotation, molecular function: protein kinase activity; ATP binding. The record is from RefSeq and is a predicted model, not a curated record. Gene Ontology annotation, biological process: protein phosphorylation.
AUGCCUGCCCGCAUGAAUCGCGAAGCUGCGGCCGUAGUGCAAAAUUACUUUGCCGCCGCCGCUAUACCAAUCACACCACCGUCCUCUUCCGGAGGUGUUUAUCACUGCAACAUCGAAUAUCAUGGACAACUGUACUCAUUAUCCUGGACCGGAGAUCCACAGUACCCAGACCUAUCGAGUUUUCCAUCCAUUUUGGCAGGCGAGCUGUGUCUUGUAAAGCAAAGCCCCAAAAUGCUCGAUUUAAAGAGACGCUCUGCCUUUGUAGCUGCUGGUGCCCACGCCUCAGUUCGCCGCCUUCCGUCAUCGGCUUUCCCAAUGGUCAAGCUAGCGCAUCCGGACGAGUUCUCAGCGGCUCUCAUUCGACGUGAAUACGAAAUGAUCAAACGGCUUUCGCAACUAGCUCUACCCGUUCCAGACAUAUUCGAGGCCCCGAUCUUCGAGAAUAGCAGGAUUUGUGGCUACCGAAUGGAGGAACUCCAUAACAUAAGCUAUGAAGAGAUGCAGAACCUUUCGAGGGAAAUUAGAAUGGCAGUCGCAGAGCUUCAUCAAGCUGGCUACUCCCACGGAGAUUUGAGUCCAAGCAAUGUAAUGAAGAAUAAUCACGGGCGCAUUAUUCUCAUCGACGUUAGCUUCAGUGGGCGGCUAGAUGAGCAAAUCCCUUCGUGGUUUCCGACCUGGGUUUACGACGGUGCUACGUUUAGGAAAGACUGUGAUCUAAAACGGUUGGAAAAUUACUGGGCAUGA